UCUGGCCCAGCGGCGCCCCGAGUCUGCCCCCCACGCCUUUCUAAAGUUGGGGAACUCAGGAGAACCUUCAGGAUAAGCGUUGGGACAACUCCCGCUAGUUGUUGUGUACAUGUGCGCAGUGAGCGGGCCGAGCCGAGAGGAAGCGAGAGCGCCCGAGUUUGCAAAGAGCUGCUUUGUGUUUGGUAUUUUGAGAAAAUGGCCGAAUGCCUAUUUCAGUCAGGAAUGCCGCCGCCGAGGCAGGCGCUGGUGGCAGGGCACGUAGGAAUUCGUGCGGCACGUUGGGCUUUCGGGCCGUGCUGGGACGGUCUUCCCUACAAACGUUAAAAUUCCUUCAGGGAUGAAUACAGUUAUGGCCACCCAGGUAAUGGGCCAGUCUUCUGGAGGAGGGGGGCUGUUCACCAGCGGUGGCAACAUUGGCAUGGCCUUGCCUAACGACAUGUAUGACUUGCAUGACCUCUCCAAAGCUGAACUGGCUGCGCCUCAGCUUAUCAUGUUGGCAAAUGUGGCCUUAACUGGGGAAGUAAAUGGCAGCUGCUGUGAUUACCUGGUGGGUGAAGAGAGACAGAUGGCAGAAUUGAUGCCUGUGGGGGAUAACAACUUUUCAGAUAGUGAUGGAGAAGGACUCGAUGAGUCUCCUGAAAUAAAAGGCGAACCCAGUGGACUAGAAAACAUGGAACUGGAAAGUUUGGAGCUCAGUGUUGUAGAACCACAGCCUGUGUUCGAAGUAUCAGCUGCCCCAGAAACUUAUGACUCAAAUAAAGACCUUCCUCUGGAAACACCUGGAACAGAGGACAAAUGUAAGAACUUGAAGACCAAACCCUUUCGCUGUAAGCCAUGCCAGUAUGAAGCAGAAUCUGAAGAACAGUUUGUGCAUCAUAUCAGAGUUCACAGUGCCAAGAAAUUUUUUGUGGAAGAAAGUGCAGAGAAGCAAGCAAAAGCCAGGGAAUCUGGCUCUUCUACUGUGGAGGUGGGAGAUUUCUCCAAGGGCCCCAUUCGCUGUGACCGAUGUGGCUACAAUACCAAUCGUUAUGAUCACUAUACUGCUCACCUGAAGCAUCACACCAGAGCUGGGGAUAAUGAGCGAGUCUACAAGUGCAUCAUUUGCACGUACACAACAGUAAGCGAAUAUCACUGGAGGAAACACUUGAGAAACCAUUUUCCAAGGAAAGUAUACACAUGUGGGAAAUGCAACUAUUUUUCAGACAGAAAAAACAAUUAUGUUCAACAUGUUCGAACUCAUACAGGAGAACGCCCAUAUAAGUGUGAGCUUUGUCCUUACUCAAGUUCUCAGAAGACUCAUCUAACUAGACAUAUGCGUACUCAUUCAGGUGAGAAGCCAUUUAAAUGUGAUCAGUGCAGUUAUGUGGCCUCUAAUCAACAUGAAGUUACCCGCCAUGCAAGACAGGUUCACAAUGGGCCUAAACCUCUUACUUGCCCACACUGUGACUACAAAACAGCAGACAGAAGUAACUUCAAAAAACAUGUAGAGUUACAUGUUAAUCCACGGCAGUUCAAUUGCCCUGUAUGCGACUAUGCAGCUUCUAAGAAGUGUAAUCUGCAGUAUCAUUUCAAAUCUAAGCAUCCUACUUGUCCUAAUAAAACAAUGGAUGUCUCAAAAGUGAAACUAAAGAAAACCAAAAAGAGAGAGGCUGACUUGCCUGAUAACAAUAUGACCAAUGAAAAAACAGAAGCAGAACAGACAAAAAUAAAGGGGGAUGUGGCUGGAAAGAAAAAUGAGAGGGCUGUGAAAGUGGAGAAAAAAGACAAUGUUUCAAAAGAGAAAAAGCCUUGCAGUAAUGCCUCAAUCCAGAUUACUACCAGAACUCGCAAAUCUGCAGUGGAAACUAAAGAAAUGGAUAUGCAGACAGGGAAUAAUUCAGAAAAAACUUGUAAAACCAAGAAAAGCAAAAGGAAGGUGGAAGCUGAAGUCAAUUCCUUACAAGAUCCUGUUAAUGAUGAGGGACCUGUGACAAAAAAGAAAAAGAAGGCAGAAAGCAAAUCCAGAAAUAAUCAAGAAGUGCCAAAGGCUGAUGGCAAAGUUGAGAAUAAAAAGCAAAAUACGUGCCUGAAAAAAACUGCAAAGAAGAAAACUCUGAAAAAUAAAUUAAGUAAAAAAAGCAGCAAGCCUGUUCAGAAGGAGACUGCUCAGAGGGGUACUCAGGUAGAGCCUCUGCAGAUGGAACCUGCUCAGACUGAGCCUCCUUCUCCUAUAGAGUCUGCCCAGCCGGGGCCUCCCCAGCCAGAGUCUCCCCACAUGGAGCCGCCGUCUCCCAUGGGGCCUGCUCAGCUAGAGGUUGUUCAGAAGGGGCCUGUUCAAAUGGAGCCUCCCCUUCACAAGGAACCGAUUCCCAAAAAGUCUCCUCAAAAAGAUAGUAAAAAGGAAAAGGCCAACAUGCUGAGUGAAAUGGUACUGAAGGAGCAAGUCCUUAUUGAAGUUGGCUUAGUGCCUGUUAAGGAUAGCCAGCCUCUGAAAGAAAAUGCUGAUGCACUGGAUCUCUCACCACCAUCACCAUUGCUGCCAAACGAAAACCUAAAAGAAGAGGAGACAAAAGACCAAAAAUUACUCAGCGAAGGCAAAGGAAAUAAAGAAACUCCUCUUCAAAAAGUAGAAGCAGAAGAGACAGAUAAGAGUCCAGCAGGACUUGCUGCUGUUAUCAAGGAAUCUGCCAGUAUUUCAUCCUUGGAACAAAACCUGAAUAUGCCAGAGGGUGGAACUUUAGAUGGCAGAUGUCAGGCUAACACUGUGCUUUCUGAAAUGGAAAUGGACACUGAUGAGAAUAAAACAGAGAAUCUCUCUGGCAGAGACUCAGCAGUUGAAGAACUAAUUUCACCACUGCUUCCCCUACCAACAGAAAAACAUGAAGUAGUGUCCAAAACUGCUGUGGCAUCACCUCCUGUCACCACGGCAAUAAAUAAGUCUCAGGAAAUGGAUGAAGAUGAAGGCAUCCACAGUCACGAUGGAAGUGAUCUAAGUGACAACAUGUCAGAGGGUAGUGAUGAUUCUGGAUUGAAUGGGGCUCGGCCAGUUCCACAAGAAGCUAGUAGAAGAAACGCUAAGGAAGCCUUGGCAGUCAAAGUGGCUGAUGGAGAUUUCGUUUGUAUCUUCUGUGAUCGUUCUUUUAGAAAGGAAAAAGAUUAUAGCAAACACCUCAAUCGCCAUUUGGUUAAUGUGUACUUCCUUGAAAAAGCAGCUAAAGGACAGGAGUAAUUAAGCUUUGGACAAGGCUUCAGUUCUUAGUUUGUAAGAUCUAUUACACUUUAUAUUCAUUUAUAGUAGUAGACAACCUUUUACUUUUAAAAUUGCUUUAUUUAGUGUCCACUGUUGAUUUUUAAGUGACACUUUUCCCUAGGACUAUAUACCUGUUGAUGGAUAGAUUUGAGCAAAUCCAAGGAAGUUAGUGUACUAAACCAGCAGAUACCUAAAUCUGUUAGCUUAUGCAUUUAACUGAAAUGAGAAGGCCUAGGUGGUAUAUGAUAAUCUGUUGCUUUGUCUAUAACUUGUCAGUUUUUCCUCCAUGUCUGUCUGCCUGUUUCACUUCAGUUUAUUUGUAGUUUCUUGUUUAGCUCUAUAAAAAUUGGCUUACUUAAAUAGCAAAUUACUUGAAGAAUUUGCCUGCUUUAUAUAAAGUUAGCACUUUAAAAUUUUUUUAGAUAAAAGAGACGUUUAAAUUGAGAAGUUCCCCAACAAUGGACAUUGUAUCAGUCCAGGUAUUUACUUUCUAAGUUUUGAUCAAUAUUUCUUAUUUGUAUAUGUUAAUCGUCAUAAAAACAAUGAUUUUGGUGUGUUUUUUUAUUUUGGUGCUUUAAUGGCUUAAGAUGUUGCACAUUUUUUUUUUAACCUAUGCAGUUAAAUUUUCUAGAAAUAGUAUUUGUGUUGAGCAGUAACACUUUAUACGUGUAUAUAUAUAUGUGUGUGUGUGUGUGUGUAUAUAUAUAUAUAUAUAUAUAUAUAUAUAUAUGCAUGUUUAUUUUGUUCUCUUUGGAGGGAUGCUUUUAGUCUUGUUUGCAAAGGGCAGUUUUCUUUUUUCCUUUGCUGCAAUUGUCUUUUGCAGAAUAUUAGUGUGUGCAAAUUUGUGAGCAAAUGAAACAUGCAGGUUCAAUCUAUUGAUUUUGAUUUUCACAUUUCUAUGCCAGAAUCUGUAUUUCAUAUAAGUUAUUUAUUUUAAAUGGAUGUAGUGAAUUCACAGCUCUCAUUUUGAAUUUCGCAAUAAACCACUAGGCUCUAUAUUGAGUGGAUUUUUAUCUCAAAUACCAACCAUAAGUAAAUUUUGGCGUUUUAGUACAGCUACUUCCUAAAUGUACAGUGUUAAGUCAGAUUUUUGAGGAAAACCAUUUUUUCAUAGGUGGUUGGUGUUCAUGUGGCUAUUCAGCUGAAUAAAGAACUAUAAGUGGUAACUUGGAAACUGCAAAUCUGGAAUUAGGAGGCAUAAUCACUCCUUUAAGUUACACAGAUUAUCAGUUGUGAGGUUCCAAAGCCAUAGCAUUACACAGAAAAUCUAGGAUGAGAGAGGAUGAGUACAGGUAGACCAGCUACUCCUUCCUGUAUACAAUAGAAAAGGCUGGUUAGACUUCUGUACAGUCCAGAUUUUUAAAAUCACAUUUUCUCAGGGAUCUCCACAAACUAGUGGGUGUCCUGGCUGUCCUGUGACAGCCUCUUUCUACAGGUGAGGCCUCAAAUGAAUUACAGCUAUCAUCAUGUUCCCGGGGGGGCACUUCAUAUGAAAAAGUGUGUGUACUCCCAGACUUUUUCAUAGGUUCUUUGGCUAAUUUGCCAAGGAAUAUCAAAGAAUCCGACAUAGGAUUUUUCUUGCUGAUAGCAGUUACUCAUUGCAGUAAAAUAAACUAUGAUCCCAAUAGGGAAUCUUAAAACAAUUCUGUUCCUCCCAUGUUCUAUUCUAAAAUAACCACUUUAUACUUCAUUUAUUUUCUUUUAUCUGGUGAUCUCUUUGAGGCAGGGUUCAAGAGUUUGGCAGUGCAACAUGAAAGGUUAGAAAACAACGUUGAUGAAGUGUGGGUGGAGAACUUGUUAAAAAUCUGAGAAUGAAGUUUGAGUUAAAAGACAUUUGAACUUGGAAUUGACUGGGAGGCCAAAGAUUUAAAGAAGAUGAUUCUCUCCAGACAUGAGGAGUAAGUUGUGUUUUAAUGGUGUGUGUUUUGUGUGCAUGAAUGGGAAUUUGUAAAUGAUGUUGAAUUCUAGGUGAAUUCUUGGCUCCGACAAUCAUUGUCAACAGAAGAUCAAGCUGCAAAUAUUUAUGUUUUAAAACUUAAAUUAUAAAACUAGUUAAAUCUUCUAACAACUAGCUCAAAUAUUCAUUGGUACAUUUUAUGUAAGUUUCCUUUUAUAUUACAUACAAAAAGAUCCAUGUUAAGUACAGAUUGGAGAUUGGAAUCAGUUUGGAUAAGAGGUUUUUGUGGAUUAUUUCAUAUUACAAAAGAAAAAAAUUAUUUCUGAGAAAUUGGACUAAUUUUCUCAACUAGAAUGCUAAAAACAAAAAUAUGAAGGAAAUUGAAACCCCUUAUUAAAUUGAUCUGUGAAAACAUUGUUACUGGAAAUUCAGUGGGAUGUGAGGCCUUUCUUCCAGAAAACAAGGACUUGAUUGUCAGGCCUAUAUUAGGUUCUGAACCUUAAUGCCAUGUAUUUGUACUUAUUAAAAUUGUUUCAAUGAAAAAUAUAUUAGUAAUAUGAACUUCUGGUCUAGUUGGGAGUUCUUCCAUUUGAAAAAUGUGAUAUUUGCAUGGAACUGUUUGAAUUGCUUUGUUUUCUCAGUUUCCCCUCCACUGGAUAGAAUUGAAGAUAGAAUUUUCCCUUUUGAUAAAGGAAUAAAAAGUGAACAUGUGAUUUGUAAAUUGAUGUUUAGUAACUAGAGAUAAACUUGAAAUACUAGAAUACAUUAUAAGCCUAAUCCUAGGUAGUCUUACAAAAAUGUAUCUCUUUUUAACUAUGUUUUGAACCUAUAUUCACAUUGGUUUUCAAGAUAUUUUAAGUUAUAUUUUUUCCUUUUCAGAGCUGCUUCUUUGGAGCUACUUUUUUUCUUUUUUAAAUUGAGGUGUACUUCACAACGGGCUACAUUUUUUUGAUAAUGCUUUUAUAACUGGCCAGAUGUUUUGCUCUAAUCUUCUAAAAGGGCCAUUUUAUAUUUUAGAAUCACUUCUAAAGUCAUGUGGUCUUUAACUUUGGGGACUAUUUUGCAUAUGAGUGUUAAUUCAAUUUUAAACCCAAGUAGACCUCAUUUGCAUGUCACCCCAUGAAUGUUGACAAUGGAAGAAAUACCUUGCCUGUAGUAGAACAUCAGUUCUGGACUGAGAAGCUGGGGAAAAAACUUAAUUUUCUUUUUUGCAUAAAUCAGGAAAACAGCUGGUAUGCAGUUCCCUUGUUGACCUCAGCAGAUGAAGUGAGCUGAUAGUGUUAAUUCAGAUUAAGAAACUUUCUGAAUUUUACCUUAUGUAGAUUUUGUUAAUCUACAUGCAAUGUUAACUAAAUCGGGUAGCUUUUACAGUUUCACAUUUUGUGUACAUAGGCUUUCUCCACCCUUUUUCAACAUCCAUUAGUUACUGAACUCUGUAAACUGUCAUUGAAACAUUAAAACAAUGUUUUGUUGCACCAGUUUUAUAAACUUUUAUAGUGCAAUACGUGUUAUUUUUCAGAGACAAACCAAAGGUUAAUUUCUCAAGGUUCUUGCUGCCUGCUUAAGCAGCAUUUUAUGGAGGAUCUUUUAUAUAUACAUUUGUAAUAAAUGAAAAAUAAACCAGAUUGAAAAUUUUUUUUUUAACCACGUACUGAGUUUUUGGUCCAAAUUGUAUAGGAUAAGUUAAAGUUAAAUUGCAUUCUAUUAACCAAUAUGAGUGUAUUUCUGUAAGCAUAGUUACAUUGAAAUAAAGUUUUAAAAAGCA
Messenger RNA from Manis pentadactyla (Chinese pangolin), 6891 nucleotides. It is a transcript of the gene REST, whose product is annotated as RE1 silencing transcription factor. Gene Ontology annotation, cellular component: nucleus. The coding region runs from base 338 to 3208 and encodes 956 amino acids. NCBI's taxonomy places the organism in Eukaryota, Metazoa, Chordata, Mammalia, Pholidota, Manidae. Gene Ontology annotation, biological process: regulation of gene expression. The transcript is spliced from 4 exons. The record is from RefSeq and is a predicted model, not a curated record.